Molecule: messenger RNA, 534 nt
Organism: Hyaloscypha bicolor E
Lineage: Eukaryota; Fungi; Ascomycota; Leotiomycetes; Helotiales; Hyaloscyphaceae
Product: FabD/lysophospholipase-like protein
Exons: 3
Biological process (GO): arachidonate metabolic process
Cellular component (GO): membrane
Source: RefSeq, a predicted model, not a curated record
AUGUUUUUCGGUGGUGAGGGUGACUUUAUAUUCGCCUAUAAAUUAACUAAGGUGAACGUGAAAGAAAGAUUUCCCUCAAUAGCCCGUCCCAUUGAAAGCGAGGGCCAGGAGGAUGGGAAAAAACCCACCACAGAUGCGGACGCGUCCGAGGAAGAAGCACCCUCUGAAACAAGGCCAGGAUUGGGGGUGGAGUCAACUGACGGCGAGGAUCUCGUGUUCGACGGCGAAGAAGAUAUCGCAGUUUCCGACCCCACAAAACCCGCCAGGAUUCUUUGUCUCGACGGCGGCGGGGUUCGCGGCAUCUCGUCUCUGUGCAUGCUGAAGGAGAUUAUGCUCGAGGUUGGGCGCGAGAAGCAGCCUGCGGGGAAUCCAGAACCGGUUCGACCGUGCGACUAUUUCGACUUGAUUUGCGGGACCAGCACUGGAGGAUUGAUCGCGUUGAUGCUCGGUAGGCUUAGAUACACCGUGGAUGAGGCCAUUGAUCAGUAUACCCGGCUUUCUGAAGCUAUUUUCACCUCCAGGAGCAACAACCCA